AUGUUAACACACCCAUUCGACCAGUCGGUACAACAGAUCGAUGAAUAUUCAUACUUCAAUUUGAGACAUAUUGCUAAGGACAAAUUAGUUGACUGGUUGGACGUUCACUCAUUCGUUCACUCGUAUAAAUUCUUCUUUGAAGAUGAGCUUCCGUUUUGUAUUCGUGUAUUGUUGGAGAACGUGGUGAGGAAUUGCGACAAUUUUAAGGUGACUACAGAGGAUGUGAAUCGUAUUUUGAAGUGGACGGAUGGUGUGCGUGAGGAGAUUCCGUUUAAACCUGCUCGUGUCUUAUUGCAAGACUUCACAGGUGUUCCAUCAGGUGUGGAUUUAGCUGCUAUGCGUAGUGCGGUGGUAAAGUUGGGUGGUUCUUCGGACAAGGUAAAUCCGUUGGUUCCGGUUGAUUUGGUGAUUGAUCAUAGUGUGGCUGUGGAUGACCAUGGUUCAGAGGCGAGUUAUCGGAAGAAUGAGGAACUGGAAUUUAUUCGUAAUGAAGAGCGGUUUGCCUUUUUGAAGUGGGCUCAAUCUGCGUUUAAUAACUUGAGGGUAGUUCCUCCUGGUAGCGGAAUCUGUCAUCAAGUGAAUCUCGAAUAUUUGGGUCGUGUUGCCUUUAUUGAUAACGGCGAUGAACCUGCAGCUAACACAGAUGGUGCUAAGACUGAUGGUGGUAAGACUGAUGGUGCUAAGACUGAUGGUGGUAAGACUGAUGGUGGUAAGACUACUGACACUUCCCGGACAAGACCGAAGAUGAUUUACCCCGAUACUGUUGUGGGGACGGACUCUCACACCACAAUGAUUUCUGGUCUAGGAAUAUUAGGAUGGGGUGUGGGCGGUAUUGAGGCUGAGGCGGUUAUGUUAGGACAACCGAUCUGUAUGUUGUUACCAGAUGUAAUUGGUGUGAAAGUAUCUGGUACAUUACCCGUUGGAGUUACAGCAACUGACUUGGUGUUAAAAGUAGCGCAGAUUUUGCGUCAAGAAAAAGUUGUAGGAAAAUUGGUGGAAUUCUUCGGUCCUGGACUUAGCAAUUUAAGCAUAGCCGAUCGGGCAACUAUAAGUAACAUGAGUCCUGAAUUUGGUUGCACUACAACUUACUUCCCAUGUGAUGAGCAAACCUGCGAGUAUAUUCGCGCUACGGGACGCAAUGCAGAGAUUGUAGAAAAAUAUUUCCGCGCGAAUUCACUCUUCCGCACACAAGAUGCACCUGUACCGAAGUACACCAAAGUGCUUGAAAUUGAUUUGGCCGCGCAACAACCUGCAAUUGCAGGUCCUAAGAGACCUCACGACUACAACUUAGUGAAAACUUUGUUUGCGGAAUUCCCCAAACAAUUAAUCGCCCCAACAGGUUUCCGAGGGUUUGGCUUGAGCGAGGAAGCUGCCGAACACAGUUGCGAUAUUACACUCGGCGACGAGACCUUCACCAUCAGACAUGGCCAGGUGGUUCUUGCCGCUAUCACUAGUUGUACGAACACCAGCAACCCGAGUGUCAUGAUUGCCGCCGGUCUCUUGUGUCAAAAAGCCUCACGUCUUGGACUCAAGGCCAAACCCUUCGUGAAGUGCAGUCUCAGUCCUGGUUCCCACGUCGUACAGGCUUAUCUCGAGCAGGGCGGUCUGUAUGAGGACAUGAAGAAGGUCGGGUUCUUUCUCACUGGUUUCGGAUGCCAGUCUUGCAUUGGUAACAGUGGCGAUCUCCUGCCCGAAGUCAUCACUGCCAUUACCGAAAAGGAUCUGGUGGCGGCCGCCGUGUUAUCUGGCAACCGUAAUUUUGAAGGCCGCGUGAAUCCUCACACGCGUGCGAACUAUCUAGCUUCGCCACCUUUAGUGGUAGCUUAUGCGUUGGCUGGUCGUAUAGAUUUUGACUUUGAGAAGGAGCCCUUGGGGAAGAGCGAGGAACAAGACAUUUUCCUGAAGGAUUUGUGGCCCAGCAAUUCUGAGAUCAAGGUAUAUAUGCAGCAGCAGUUAACACCGGAUUUGUUUGAAAAGGCUUAUUCUACCAUCAUGAAAGGGAGUAUGAACUGGCAGCAGAUGGCGGUGUCACAAGGUGACUUGUAUGAAUGGAAUCCUGCAAGUACAUACGUUCAUGAGCCGCCAUUUUUUGAUGAUUUGACGCCGGAGCCGAAGCCGUUAAAGGCUAUAACUGACGCUUAUUGUCUACUGAGUUUGGGUGACUCUAUUACAACGGAUCAUAUCUCGCCGGCUGGGAAGAUUGCGCUGAAUUCACCAGCCGCCCAAUAUUUGAUCUCAAAAGGUGUAGAACCAAAAAUGUUUAAUUCAUACGGUAGUCGUCGUGGACAUGAUGAAGUUAUGGUGAGAGGUACACUAGCGAAUAUCCGUCUGAUAAACAAGAUGGCAUCCAAGGUUGGACCAAUCGCUCGUCAUGUACCAUCAGGCGAAGAACUUUCUGUCUUUGAUGUCGCCAUGCGAUACAAACAAUCUAGCAAGCAAUGCAUCAUACUCGCCGGUAGUGAAUACGGUAGUGGCUCGUCACGAGAUUGGGCUGCUAAAGGAGUUAAAUUAUUAGGAGUUGUUGCCGUAAUUGCUAAGUCCUUCGAACGUAUUCAUCGAUCUAACCUUGUUGGAAUGGGUGUUCUACCACUCCAAUUCCUCGAAGACCAGGAUGCUAACACACUUCAACUCACUGGUGAUGAACUUUACUCCAUCGAUGUUCCCAAAGUCGGAGUACGCUCAAAUGUACUCGUACUACUCAGCGACGGACGUAGCUUUGAAACAGUUUGCCGCAUAGACACUCCUGUUGAACUUGACUACUACACACACGGAGGUAUCCUCAACUACGUGCUCCGCGAAAUGGCCGCCUCCGCCAAAAAGAAGGCCUAG
This is a messenger RNA of Gregarina niphandrodes, 2829 nucleotides long. Its product is annotated as aconitase. Gene Ontology annotation, biological process: citrate metabolic process; tricarboxylic acid cycle. The transcript is spliced from 2 exons. Gene Ontology annotation, molecular function: aconitate hydratase activity; 4 iron, 4 sulfur cluster binding. Bases 1 to 2829 code for a protein of 942 amino acids. The record is from RefSeq and is a predicted model, not a curated record. Lineage: Eukaryota; Apicomplexa; Conoidasida; Eugregarinorida; Gregarinidae. Gene Ontology annotation, cellular component: cytosol; mitochondrion.